Messenger RNA from Camelus dromedarius (Arabian camel), 2067 nucleotides. RefSeq names its product inhibitory synaptic factor 2A (gene INSYN2A). Bases 165 to 1607 code for a protein of 480 amino acids. NCBI's taxonomy places the organism in Eukaryota, Metazoa, Chordata, Mammalia, Artiodactyla, Camelidae. Gene Ontology annotation, cellular component: postsynaptic density. The transcript has 4 exons. The record is from RefSeq and is a predicted model, not a curated record. Gene Ontology annotation, biological process: inhibitory postsynaptic potential.
UCUCCGGAGCCGAGGCUUCCUCCGCGCGAGCCCGGCGAGCCUUGCCGCGGAUGCCCUGCCCAGAGUGCUCCGUGCCGCGCCAGGCUUGCCCGGGUCCGCGGCGAGACAUGCCCGAGCCAGGCGCUGCACCGACCUCGACUUAUCUGUAAGCUGCGAAAGGAACCAUGGUCAGUAAGGAAACCAGCAAAUGCGUACUCACGACGGCGGCGAGUGAAGUGGAGCCUGCCGCCUGCCUGGCCCUGGAGAUGAAGUAUGCCCUGGAUCCUAACCGGCAGAUUAAAAAGCGGAAUAAAGCCCUGCAGGUGCGGUUUAAGGAUAUCUGCGAGGCGCAGAACGAGCAAAGGGACCCGCAGCUCUCCUCCGGACAGCCGGGGGGCAAGCGGGAGGCCAAGCCCGCGUCCUGCCGGGCCGCCUACCGCAAAUACAUGACAGUGCCGGCUCGGAGGUCCAUCCCCAAUGUCACCAAGAGCACAGGCGUGCAGACCUCGCCAGACCUUAGAAAGUGUUACCAGACUUUCCCCCCGGACCGCAAAAAAGGGGCUCUCAACAGCAUCCCUGCCGUGGAUGCCUUUAAAAGUCAGAACAAUGGGUUUGUGGUAGAUGAGAAGGAGAAGAUUGAGGAAGGGGCCGGGGAGGAGGCCCGGCCGUGGGGCGCGGGCCGGGUACAGAAGACGACGGCCUUGGUUUUCCAUUCUGACGAGCACGUGGACGCGCUGGACCAGUCGGCCGGGGUCAACUGCGCAGGGCCAUGCAAAACCCUCGACCUGCGCCGCUGCCGAGACGCCCCUCCGCAGAACUCCGCGCGGCCCGCCUCCCAGGAGCUGGAGUACCAGCCGCACGCAAAAGCAAAGCACGACAGGCCGACCCCGGACACCGACGAGCCCGCUGCGCCAGCCCCCGGGCGGGUGUUUAAGACGGAGGUGGCCGCCGUCUACGCGCCCGCCCUCAGCGCUCAGGCCCCGGAGCGGGCCUUGUCGAACUCCGCCCCAUCGAGCGAGCUGUCCCUCUGCCCCGCGGCCGACCAGCAGCGGAGGAGAGCGGCGCCGGCCAACGGGCUCCGGGCCCCGCCGGGCGCUGCCGUGACCUGCUCGCCCCCGACGCAGUGCCUGUCCCCCGAAUGUCGUGAAGCGCCCCUGCAGACCCAGGCCCUGCCGGGGCAGGAGCACCAGCCUUGUCCGACAGCGCUCGCUGUGGGCGAAGAAUGCCAACAAAUCGUGCCUCAUACGGAAGUGGUCGACCUGAAAGCACAGCUGCAGGUGAUGGAGAACUUGAUCAGCUCGAGCCAGGAAACCAUCAAAGUGCUCUUGGGGGUCAUCCAGGAGCUGGAAAAAGGAGAGGCCCAUCGGGAAGGGCUUUCAUAUCGGACUGGGCAAGACACAGCUAAUUGUGACACAUGCAGGAACAGUGCAUGUAUUAUCUAUAGUGUGGAGCUAGAUUUUAAGCAACAAGAAGACAAACUCCAGCCAGUUCUAAGGAAACUCCAUCCUUUCGAGGAAACUCAGGUUGCAACCCCGCCUUACUCUCAGGAGACGUCCGCCUCCACUCCCAAGCAAAAAUCCAAAACUGAAUCUAAAAAGCACGGACGAUGGAAACUCUGGUUCCUUUAAAACUCGUGGUGUGUGGAGUCUCAAGGCCGUCUUUAAAACCCACUGGAGUUAAAUGUAAAUCCUUUUCCAAAACGAACAGGAUGGAGCAAACUGUGGCUGACUGGGCACCGCCCCGUUUUCACCCUGCUUUUACCAAAAAGGCCUUUGUAACAGAUAAGUAACAGGAGCAAGGCAGUGAAUGUCACUCCUUGCCAGCUGCUCUUUUGCGGAUGUAAAAAUCUGAAAUGAAAUCUACACAGUCAAAGAUGCUGAGUAAAAAUUCUAUGCCCCCAUCCCCGAUCGGAAAAUAUUACGUUAUCAACCUGCAAACUGGCAGGUGGUCACUCUGUACACAGCUAAAACAUAAUUAUUUUCAAGCCUUUACUUUUUUUAAAAAUACUGAGAAGAAACAGUAGCCCUUACGUUUGCAAAGGACUUCAUUUUUAUGUUUACUUUUGCAAAUAAGCGGGGGGCGGGGGGG